AUGGCGGCUCUAUACCUCCUUCUCAGUGUAGUCGUUGGCUAUUACACGAUCAUCACCUUCAUCAAGAUGUUCAUCUGCAAUCCAAUCUCCGCUUAUUGGACACCGUCUCAAAGAAAUGAUGCGUUAUGCUUAAGCCAGCCCGGGGUGAUCAUUGCAGAUUCCGUCAUCAGCUUCUUGACGGAUAUUGCCAUAUUCGCGUUUCCCGUCACGUUCAUCUGGCCACUGCAAAUGCCUUUUUGGAAAAAGGUCAGGGUCACUACUCUUCUCGGACUCGGAGGCAUCGCUGUGGCUUUCAGCCUAUACCGACUUGUGGUCGGGGUCCAUAUUGACCGCGUGGGUUUUCAUUCUUCUCCGGUAUUCUCGAAUUUGGAAUUAACCCGUUUCUUCUACAGAAACGCCGAAGUGGGAUUCGGGCUGAUCUGCGCCUGUCUGCCGGCCUUCAACAUCCUCACCAAGCAUACUCAGCAAAACUCGGCUCCCUGGAAAGGCCUGGUUCGCCGACACAAAAAGCAGCAACAACCAACACAUACGAUCUUUGAUGGCACCCAGUCUAGUCAAUUCGUUACGAGUCAUUUGAGUAGCUCUGCACGCCGAGGAUCGACGGAUUCAAUUAUGGCUAGUCAGGGGCAGUCGGGCUUGUCGGCCGAGGAUAAUUCCGAAGCGAUAAUAAAGAUGGUUUCGUUGAAUCAGCAUUGGGAGCAGGCAUCGCAAAGGUUUGUGUGGGACUCCUUUGGUGUGUCGAUUUUUGCGCUAACAGGCUCCUAG
This is a messenger RNA of Penicillium riverlandense, 765 nucleotides long. RefSeq lists its product as uncharacterized. The transcript is spliced from 2 exons. The record is from RefSeq and is a predicted model, not a curated record. The coding region runs from base 1 to 765 and encodes 254 amino acids. NCBI's taxonomy places the organism in Eukaryota, Fungi, Ascomycota, Eurotiomycetes, Eurotiales, Aspergillaceae.